AUGGCCCUUCCACCUAAUAGCUUCUUCGUCACAACAGACAUCGCGCAUGAAUCCUCCCUCCUCGAGGCCUUUGUCGGAGAGAAGCUCCUCCGUCUCUACAAGAUCGACAUCCCCAUAUUCGCAAGCGGCGUAAUAAAUAACAGCGCCGACAUGGGACCAGCCACAGUCCCUGACGAGGUGGUUGCCAUUUUGAUCAUGCAACAAGAAAUGCCACCUGUUAUUUACACGCACAAAAACGACUCGGGGUUCUUCGUGACGGAAGGAUUGAGUGGCAGGCCCCAGCAGUCCUUCGUGCUGCUUGUGAACUGUGGGUACAGUCAAGGAUGUACUAUCGAAGGGAAGGUGCAGGUCCGACUCUUUCACCCGGCGAAUACCAUCGCACGGGAAACCUUCUUGCGACAUAAAUUUUACGAAGCCUUAAGUGUUAAGCUUUAG
Messenger RNA from Letharia lupina, 435 nucleotides. RefSeq lists its product as uncharacterized. The coding region runs from base 1 to 435 and encodes 144 amino acids. The record is from RefSeq and is a predicted model, not a curated record. The transcript has a single exon. Lineage: Eukaryota; Fungi; Ascomycota; Lecanoromycetes; Lecanorales; Parmeliaceae.